Molecule: messenger RNA, 5406 nt
Organism: Chlamydomonas reinhardtii
Lineage: Eukaryota; Viridiplantae; Chlorophyta; Chlorophyceae; Chlamydomonadales; Chlamydomonadaceae
Exons: 26
Coding region: 894-4322 (1142 amino acids)
Molecular function (GO): copper ion binding; oxidoreductase activity
Source: RefSeq, a predicted model, not a curated record
UGGGCAUCAGCUGCACCCUACGGGACCUCGCCAACCUGCCUAAACCCUGUCCCAUCACACGCCCAUUGCCGCCAGCGGCAGCCAGGCAGUGAGCGGGCAGUACGAUGCAGUGGACUGUAUCGGCGAAGGUCAGACGGGCACGCUCCACUCCCGGAACACAUCAGCCCACAACCCAGAGUCCCCAAGUCCAAGCCGGCGUCCUGAUCCCACGCGCAUGCGCCCGAUCGUAUCAACGGCUUGUACUCAGCCCCGCCAUUCACGCCGCCCGCCACUUUCGAUGGUUCAACGCCAGCGAGUAGCCUAGACCCUCGAUUACAACCAUGGGCUAUACCAAUGAUAAGUGAGUAUCACUGCUGUGGCCACGCGAAGUCACACACCAGCUGUCGCUGCCUUACAAUAAGCACGCCAUGCAUGUCUCCAGCGUCGCUGAGCUCAGGGCCAGUUCGUCUGUGUGAAAAGCGAGGUGUGUAAAGUAUGGAGCGGUUUAAGCCACGUACUUUGUAACCGGGCGCCAUCGCAAGCUGCAUCGUCGGCACACGCCCAGGCGCGGCUUGACACGCGCCUUGGGACGGGCCGGGAUGCACCAUCCCGGCUAUAUGUCGCGUGUUGCUGCACAAUUAUUUAUAGCCAAACCGGGUACAUUAUCCGGGCUAUCGGGAACGCCCUUUGGCGACACUUGCUUUCCAAAGUCUUCUUAUUCUUUCGCGACGGUAGCUCCCAAGGGCUGCUCUAAUUCUGCCGAAUUUGCCACGGAGUACUCCAAGCCGAUAAGGACCACCCGGUGGCACGAGUCGUCCCGGCUGCCGCCUCUUCCCUCUGCAGCAGACUCCUGACAACAGCCCUCUCGUUCCAACUCACCCGCCCGGCCUCUACGCGCUAACAGCACCAGCGCCAUGGACAGCAAGGAAGCGGCGGAGCCGGCCUCGGUCCACGUCAACGUGGACGUGGAGGCCCAGAAGGCCCAGGCGCAGGCGGAGGCCGCAGCCAAGGGCGGCGCGUGCGCAACAAGCGGCAUGAGCAAAGGGAAGAUCAUCGUCACUUCCUUGGUGAUUUUUCUGGGGGUAGCGGUGGGCGUGGGUCUGGGCGUUGGCCUGGGCGUGGGUCUGAAGAAGGACGACGGCUCGUCGGCCUACACCUCCCUGGACCUGGGCACGGGGUCGGGCGGCGGCAACACCUACUUCGUCGCGGCGGACAAGAUUCAAUGGAACUACGCGCCCUCGGGCCGCAACAAGUGCUUCCCGCCCGACCUGGCUGCCAAGUACUUGGCCAUGCAGCCCGGCAUCACGCGUGUGGGCGGCACCUUCGCCAAGGCCAUCUACCGCGCCUACACAGACAGCAGCUUCAACACCCUCGCCACCACGCCCGCUGAAUGGCAGCACCUGGGCAACGUGGGCCCCGUCAUGUACGGCGCCGUGGGUCAGGUCAUUCGCGUGGUGUUCAAGAACAACCUGGACUUCCCCGUCAACAUGGCUCCCAGCGGCGGCCUGAUCGCCUGGGACGGCAACGGCCGCCGCUCCGCCCGCAUCGACCCCGUGAAGCCCGGGCAGACAGUCACCUACCUGUGGCAGAUCCCCGAGGACGCUGGCCCGGUGGCCAACGCCACUGUGACCAGCCGCCUGUGGCUGUACCGCAGUAGCGUGGACCCGCAGAAGCACGACAACGCAGGACUGGUGGGCCCCAUCAUCGUCACCUCCGCCGCCAACGCCGACGCCAACGGCCGCGCCCGCGACGUGGACCGCGACGUGGUGGCCAUCUUCCAGCUUGUGCAGGAGCGCGCCAGCCCGCUGCUGUUCCAGGAGGACACCAGCCUCACCGCCGGCACCUCCUACACCAAGAUGGCCAUCAACGGCUACACCUGGUGCAACAUGCCCGACGGUGCCAUCACCAUCAAGACCGGCGAGCGGGUGCGGUGGCACGUGGCCUCCAUUGGCUCGUCGGAGUCGCUGCACAACUUCCACUGGCACGGACACGUGGUGGAGCUCAACGGGCACCAUGUGGACCAGUUCACCGCCAUCCCCACCGCCACCUACUCGGUCAACAUGGUGCCGGACGAGCCCGGCACCUGGAUGUUCCACUGCCACGUUAACUUCCACAUGGACGGCGGCAUGGUCGCCCUCUACACCGUCACCGGCGACCCCGCGCCCCUGCCCACCGGCGGCGUGGAGCGGGUGUACUACGUGCGCGCGCAGGAGGUUGAGUGGAGCUACAGCGGCCCCAACAACACCCAGGCCUGCGCCGUGCCCGAGCUGCAGUUCUCCAGCGAGCCCGGCAGUGAGGAGGUGAACGGCAAUGUGUUCCUGGAGGGUCCCUCCACCGACCCCGUGCGCCUGGGACACAUCUACACCAAGACGCUGCUGAUCGAGUACACGGACGCGAGCUUCACCACCGUCAAGCCGCGGCCGGCGGACGAGCAGUACCUGGGGCUGCUGGGGCCGGUCAUGCGGGCCAACGUGGGGGACACCAUCAAGGUGGUGCUGAAGAACGACGCCAAGAUCGACGUGAGCCUGCACCCUCACGGCGUGCGCUACAGCAAGGCCAACGAGGGCACGCUGUACGAGGACGGCACCAGCGGCGCCGACAAGGCUGACGACGUGGUGGCGCCCGGCACCACCUACACCUACGUCUGGAACGUUCCUGACCGCGCCGGCCCCGGCCCGUGCGACCCCAGCUCCAUGCUGUGGAUGUACCACUCCCACAUCGACGAGACCGCGGAGACCUACGCCGGUGUGGCGGGAGGCAUCAUCGUCACCGCCAAGGACAUGGCCCGCAGCACUGCCGACCUGACGCCCAAGGACGUGGACCGCGAAAUUGUCAUCUUCUUUACCGUGGUGGAUGAGAUCAAGUCCUCCAACUUCAUGGAGAACCUGGCCAACAAGCUGGGCGACGGCGGCGCGCUGGCGGCCCAGCUGGCGGCCAACGCCACCGAGAUGACUGCGCUGGUGACCGACCCCGUCUUCAUGGAGCACAUGCUCAAGCACGGCAUCAACGGCCACAUGUACUGCCACAUGCCCCGCCUCACCUUCGAGCAGGGCGACAAGGUCCGGCUGCACGUGAUGGUGCUGGGCACGCUGGAGGACAUGCACACGCCCAACAUGGGCGGCCCGCGGUUCGACUACAACGGCAUGCACACCGACUCCAUCCAGAUCAGCCCGGGCGGCAUGGUCAGCGCCGACGUGCAGAUGACCUCGCCGGGCGACUACGAGCUGCAGUGCCGUGUGGCGGACCACGUGAUGGCGGGCAUGCGCGCCAAGUACACCGUCACCGCCAACGCCAGCCGCAUGGUGGUCAACCCCUCGGGCGUCACCCGCACCUACUACAUCCAGGCAGAGGCCGUCAACUGGGACUACGCGCCCGCAGGCUACCAGAAGUGCACCGACACGGACUUCUCCUACCAGUCCUCCGUGUACCUGCGCCGCACCUCCUACACCAUCGGCUCGCGCUACCGCAAGGCCGUCUACCGCGCCUACACCGACGCCACCUUCUCCACCCGCGUGCCCACGCCCGCCUACUACGGCACCAUGGGCCCCAUGAUCAUUGCCGAGGUGGGCGACCGCAUUGUGGUCCACUUCAAGAACGCCGUGACCGACCUGGAGGAGUACCCGCUCAACAUCAGCCCCGGCGGCGGCCUGCUGGUGGAGGGCGCGGCCGACGAGAACUGCGCCGAGGUGGCGGCGGGCGAGACCUGCGUGUACCGCUGGAUCGUGCCUGACAGCUCCGGCCCGGGCACCGCCGACUUCAACACGGCCGUGUACGGCUACACCAGCAGCGUGGACGUGGCCACGGCGCCCAGCGCGGGCCUGGCGGGCGCGCUGGUGGUGGCGGGGCGCGGGCAGCUGGUGGCGGGGCCGGACGGCAGCCUGCUGCCCCGCGGCGUGGACCUCAUGGUGCCGCUGUACUGGCAGGUGGUUGACGAGAACUCCAGCCCCUUCCUCGACCUCAACGUGGAGGCGGCGCAGCUCAAUGUCACCAAGUUCGAGAACGACGCCGUACUGAGCGCCGACUUCGAUGAGGGCAACCGCAUGCACUCCAUCAACGGCUACGUCUACUGCAACCAGCCGCUGGUGACCAUCGCCAAGGGCAAGAAGCUGCGCUGGGUGCUUGUGGCGUACGGCACGGAGGGCGACUUCCACAGCCCGCAGUUCACGGGGCAGAGCUUGGAGGCCGACAAGUCGGGCUACUCCACCCUGGCCUCGCUGAUGCCCUCCAUCGCGCGCGUGGCCGACAUGACCGCCGCCGACGUGGGCACGUGGCUGCUGUACUGCGACGUGCACGACCACUACAUGGCAGGCAUGAUGUCGCAGUUCGCCGUCACGGCCGCGUAAGAGCGCGCGUGCUAUUUGUGCGUUCUGUGUUGUUUGUUGUGUUGUUGCUUGCGUGAUUUGUCCAUAGAUAUUUAGGCUUAAAAGGCCUGGCUCGUUACGGCAGCUAGGCGAUUAGGAUGGUCCUAGGGCGAGAGCAUGCAUGGGCGGCCAGCUGCUUGCGCUGCAUGCAAUAAGGGGGCGUGGGCGGCGGGUAAUGCUGCUGACGGAAUAGCAGCCAUGCGUGUAUGUCUGUUUAUGUAUGUAUGUGUGCACGUGAUCAAGCGUGGGCGUAGCACAUUUUGUGUUGAGCCGCGAACUUCGGUUGUUUUUAUGACGCACUCCUCGGAGAGCUCGCAUUUGGGUCGGGGCAUGGAAUGACAGACGAAGACGUGACCCCUAUGAUAAUGGGAAGGCAGAUGUCAGCGCCCCUGCACGCACGCAUGCUGCGCGUGCUUGCACACCCCGGGUCGGGUGCAAGAAAUGGGGGUUGACGGUGCGCGGGCACUGGGCCAGCUUGCCCAGACGGCCUGCGGCUAUGAACAUACGGUGCUCCAAUGACAAGACUGCAGCGCGGACCUUCCAAUGACUAUCUUGCUGCGCGGCGUCAUGGGUAGCCAAAUGCUUUAGGGCGCCUUGGAUGUUUGUAUGUAGGGUGCGGCAGAACGUGUGACCCAUGUGAGUUUGCUUGUCUUGAGGCGCGGUGAGGUGAGCUCAUUGGGUGGGCCCCUGUGCCGAGCGCAUCCGCAUGUGCACGUGUGAGCGCGCCAACAGUGCAACAUAACCGUGAGUGUGUUUGUGAGAGCGUGUGCGAGUGACCAGCCAUGCCGCCCAUGCGGGCACAUUAACACGCGUGAAGCGGUUGCGUCGUUGCCAUGGCGGGCCGGCGCGGUGUGCAACUGUGCACUCAAGAGUCAGGGGGUGGUGGUGUGUUCCCAGGGCUCGCAUGCGCGAGUUCGUGCCUCUGAGCAGCCUCUCAGCUGCCCGUUUUAACGAUGCAAGGCUGUUCAGACGAACGGUGAAAGCAAGUAGCAACUUACGGCGGACGGAAGUGCGCAGCCGGCAGCUGGCGGGCACUCAAGACUCAAGAGUGUAACCGCUUCACCGG